AAAAUAUGAAGUGCAAUACGUGCAAUAGGAAUAACUCAUCUGGAAUGAUAUGUAAUAAUUGUAUAAAUAGGACGCUAACUGACGUACGACGAAAACAGCAAUCAGUAAAAAAUGCCAUAUACCUCAAUAGACAAAGUGACAGUGUAAAAGGUUUAGUAGAUACUGUCAAAAGGACCAAGGGUCACUAUGAUGCAGCCAGGAUGAGUACACGCUUGGAUAAACUCGAUAAGGAAAUAGGCGAGCGGAUACACGCAAAUAAUAACAUACAGAUAGAGUUACGUGACAAACGCAAUGACAUAAUCAGCCGACGACACAAACUCCGUCUAGCAAGGGACCAAGUUGGUGUUUCACAAUCCCAGAAUACAAGACGAUCAUCGUCCUUGACGUUCCUUGAAUUGAAAGAAAGUAGGCGCGUUCUAGCAUUGGAGUGUCUCAACAUAUACGGAUUGCGGGGCUUACAGGAUGGUAUGACGGUUAUUGCGGGUGUUUUAGUACCACCUUUGCACCAAUUACAAUGUUUAUCACAUCUCCAUCUACUAUUUAUAGCCUCGACACUUGCACAAAUCCUUCAGCAUCUAUCCAAUUAUCUCUCUCUACCGCUUCCAUUUACAGCUCACAAUGUGUCUUCAUACGCACCGACUAUUGCUUUAUCCGAGACAAACAAGGUUUUUCUCGCCGACAUAGCACCGUGUAAGACAACUAAACACGUUUUGCCGUCUCUUCAGGCUUUGAGUAUGCUGGUGUACAACAUUUCUUUCAUCUUGAGUGUUUCAGGUUACACUAUAGAGCAUACGGACAUUGUCUACGUACUCAACUUACUCUCAAGGAUUGAAGAUUCACCUGAACUAGGAGCACAAUCAUUUGCAGUAGGAGCUCCAUCAUUAACUAGCUUCUCUAGUCUGAAAUUGCCACUAUCAGCUGUCACGAACGUAUUAUCGAAUAAUAACAUGCUACAUCUUUCCAGUAGUAGCACUGACGAAAGUGAAGAUCAAUGGGAGGUUGUAGAUUAAAAUUAAUUUUUACCUAGCAAACGCACAUAAAA
This is a messenger RNA of Wallemia mellicola CBS 633.66, 1042 nucleotides long. RefSeq lists its product as hypothetical. The coding region runs from base 6 to 1010 and encodes 334 amino acids. The transcript is spliced from 4 exons. NCBI's taxonomy places the organism in Eukaryota, Fungi, Basidiomycota, Wallemiomycetes, Wallemiales, Wallemiaceae. The record is from RefSeq and is a predicted model, not a curated record.